Molecule: messenger RNA, 998 nt
Organism: Serpula lacrymans var. lacrymans S7.9
Lineage: Eukaryota; Fungi; Basidiomycota; Agaricomycetes; Boletales; Serpulaceae
Exons: 7
Coding region: 73-705 (210 amino acids)
Source: RefSeq, a predicted model, not a curated record
GGCCUGAGAGAAAUGCUACUCCCAAACAAACACUAACCUCCCCACCUCGUUUGUUGAUUAUCUGGAGAUAUAAUGAAGAUUCUGAGCGAAAAAGAAGUCAAGGAGCACAAUGCUGUCACCACGAAAGGGGCACUUGAAGGGGCGCUGAUGGGCUCAGCUAUAGCAUUGCCAGGCUUUUACUACCUCAACCGUCGCUGGGCUUACUACCGAGCACUCCCGCCCUCUCUCAAGGCGCUGGGUGUCGUGAUCAUAGUAGCGCCACUGGUGUCCAUCAGAGCUGAACAUCGUGGCUUGGAGUAUGACAGGGAGCACUGGACUGGUGCUGGAAAGAUGGAGCUGGAUAGAAAGGCGGAGGCGGAACGACAAAGGUGGGGAGAGAUGAAUGUGAAAGAUAAGGUCGCAGAGUGGGCUUCCAAACAUCAGCUUAGUGUCAUUGCUGGGAGCUGGGCAUUGUCCAUGGCUGUUGCAGGGAAUAUCAUCAUGCGUGAUAAAUUGGUACCAACGCCACACAAGGUGGUCCAGGUCCGUAUGUGGGCUCAAGGCUUGACUAUAGGGGUUUUGAUCGCUGCUGGUGCCUUGACCCACGCUCACCGAGCACAGGCAGUAGCUAUACGACAUCUUCCCGCAGACCAUUCUUGGGCCAAUCUAUUGGAGGAGCAGAGGAUAGAAAAGGAGCUGGCUCAGCAAGCCAAGGAAGCACUUUGAGCCAAGUGUGUCAAAAAACGGUGUUGUGGUAUUCCCUUCAAUUUUUUUUCAUUGUUCUGGGCGCUAUGCCUGAAGAGUUCGGCUAUUUUUCUCUGUACAUCAUCCAUUGUAGCUAUCCUCUUUCGUGCGUUUUGUUGUACCAACUCGAUUAUAUAUUUUCAGACUGUCCGUUCCCGUGUUAUUCCAAGCGUAGUGUACAAACGACAGAUUGUAAACGGCAGGACGCCGAUGUUGUCCACGAGAUAUCUCGAUCAUCAGCACCGAGGGUCAAAAAAAUGAAAACUCAUCUGAUU